Molecule: messenger RNA, 5441 nt
Organism: Pan troglodytes (chimpanzee)
Lineage: Eukaryota; Metazoa; Chordata; Mammalia; Primates; Hominidae
Gene: BDKRB2
Product: bradykinin receptor B2
Exons: 4
Coding region: 1854-2948 (364 amino acids)
Biological process (GO): cell chemotaxis; calcium-mediated signaling; immune response
Cellular component (GO): external side of plasma membrane; membrane
Molecular function (GO): C-C chemokine binding; C-C chemokine receptor activity; bradykinin receptor activity
Source: RefSeq, a predicted model, not a curated record
GACUGAAGUGCCCAUGCCGCUUGCUCCGGAGAAGCCCAGGUGUGGCCUCACUCACAUCCCACUCUGAGUCCAAAUGUUCUCUCCCUGGAAGAUACCAAUGUUUCUGUCUGUUCGUGAGGACUCCGUGCCCACCACGGCCUCUUUCAGGUGCUGCCUAUGAUGAAGAUGAGCAGAUGGCCAUCUCAGCUGGGGCCACAGUGCACUGGACCUAUAGUUUCCAAUUCCACACUCACCAGGCAUCUUUCUGAUGAUCCGAUGGCUUCUCAGAGCCAGGGAUGGGCCAGGAUCCAUCCCCUUGGCUACUGUCUUGCUGAGAAAUUAAUAAGCAGCAUCUGGUGCUAUACUUUGGUCUCUAGUGAGUUAGCUCAUGAAAGAUGAUAGAUUCUCCAAGCCAGGGGUAUGCAGGAAAUGGGUUUUCUGUAGCUACAGAAAUGGGGUUGAGGGUUGGACUACCCAGGGGAAGUCUUACCUUCAGAGGACUCUGGAAAGGAGGCUGCAAGUUUUCAUGGGUCAAGAAUUCAGAGCCCAGUAGAGACAGCUUAUCUCUGUUCCAAGAUGUCUGGGGCCUUGGUUGGAAGAUUCAAAGGCUAGGAAACCAGGAGCCACCAAAAGCGUAACUGGGGCCAGAGGAUCCACUUUCAAGGUGGCAAGUUGGUUCCCCCCAUGUGGCUGCUUGAGUAUCCUCACAUGGCGGCUCACAUCCUUCCAAGUAAGCAAUGCAAGAGGCCAAGAAAGAUGCUGCAAAGCAUGUUAUGACCUAGCCUCAGAAAUCACACACCAUCCCUGCCACCAUUAGUAAGAAGUCCAGCCCACGUCCAGGAGAAGAGGAAGCAGAUUCCUCCUUUUGAAAGGAAGAAUAUCAAGUAAUUCGGGGGGCAUAUGAAAGCCACCACGCACCACAGGGAUCUUUUUAGAGCAUACUUCUUAUACCAUCACUGUAGUUCCUUAAGACUCAGGGGCAAAGCCUCACUUCCUUAGCACCCAGUGAAGACCACGCUUACUCCCUCACUCAACCUCUUGCUACUUCCCACCUCUCCUGUCCAACAUCUAGUGCCACUUUCCAGAACAUACCAACAGCUUCCCCAGUUCUGUGCCUCUGCUCAGGCUGUUCCCCCUGCCUGGUCCACUUGUCCUCCUUCUUGUCCCGUCAAAAUGUUUCUUAUCCUUCAAGACCCAGCUCUAGAGUCACCUCCAACCCCUUACCCACCAGCCCCCUCUCCAAGUCUGUGUCCCACAACCCCCCUGCUCCCUCCAGGGCACCCUCCACCCUCUGGGCCACAGUUGUCAGGAGUCAGGCAGGGCAGGGGCCGGGUGGUGUCUUCUUUGUGUUCUUGCACUCAGGGCAGAGCUCAGCACAGAGCAGACGCUCAAAAAACAUUUAAAGGAUAAAAGCAUUGAUUUGUGGGUCCCCCAGUCUGGCUCCAGGAUGCCAGCCAGCUGCUCCUAGAAGCAAACGGACUUUUCCUGGGAAAUCCCAGAGGUGAUGAUCAGUAUCUCUCCCGUGACUUGUAGUUCAGCUCUUCCUCCAUGAGCCUGACUAUCAGUGGACCUCCCAGAAAGAGCCCCUUUUCCUUCUCUCACCCACAGCACAGGGCACUGGGAAAAUGCCCAAUGAGUCCUGCUCUCUGGGUUGUGCUUUGGACUUUUCAGUGUGUCUUCGCAUCCACUCUUCAACUUGAAUGUUGCAACAGCCAUGAAAAAAGAAAUGCAAAGCGAUUCAGGAUGAGAGCAAUACCCUACUCCAAAGAAGGCAAAAUAGAAGCUCAGAGAGGUCAAGCAAUUUGCCCAAGACCACACAGCUAGGAGUGGAACUCAUGGCUGUCCAAGCCCCAUGCCUCUGCUGAAGCACCGACAUGCUCAAUGUCACCUUGCAAGGGCCCACUCUUAACGGGACAUUUGCCCAGAGCAAAUGCCCCCAAGUGGAGUGGCUGGGCUGGCUCAACACCAUCCAGCCCCCCUUCCUCUGGGUGCUGUUCGUGCUGGCCACCCUAGAGAACAUCUUUGUCCUCAGCGUCUUCUGCCUGCACAAGAGCAGCUGCACGGUGGCAGAGAUCUACCUGGGGAACCUGGCCGCAGCAGACCUGAUCCUGGCCUGCGGGCUGCCCUUCUGGGCCAUCACCAUCUCCAACAACUUCGACUGGCUCUUUGGGGAGACGCUCUGCCGCGUGGUGAAUGCCAUUAUCUCCAUGAACCUGUACAGCAGCAUCUGUUUCCUGAUGCUGGUGAGCAUCGACCGCUACCUGGCCCUGGUGAAAACCAUGUCCAUGGGCCGGAUGCGCGGCGUGCGCUGGGCCAAGCUCUACAGCUUGGUGAUCUGGGGGUGUACGCUGCUCCUGAGCUCACCCAUGCUGGUGUUCCGGACCAUGAAGGAGUACAGCGAUGAGGGCCACAACGUCACCGCUUGUGUCAUCAGCUACCCAUCCCUCAUCUGGGAAGUGUUCACCAACAUGCUCCUGAAUGUCGUGGGCUUCCUGCUGCCCCUGAGUGUCAUCACCUUCUGCACGAUGCAGAUCAUGCAGGUGCUUCGGAACAACGAGAUGCAGAAGUUCAAGGAGAUCCAGACGGAGAGGAGGGCCACGGUGCUAGUCCUGGUUGUGCUACUGCUAUUCAUCAUCUGCUGGCUGCCCUUCCAGAUCAGCACCUUCCUGGAUACGCUGCAUCGCCUUGGCAUCCUCUCCAGCUGCCAGGAUGAGCGCAUCAUCGAUGUAAUCACACAGAUCGCCUCCUUCAUGGCCUACAGCAACAGCUGCCUCAACCCACUGGUGUACGUGAUCGUGGGCAAGCGCUUCCGAAAGAAGUCUUGGGAGGUGUACCAGGGAGUGUGCCAGAAAGGGGGCUGCAGGUCAGAACCCAUUCAGAUGGAGAACUCCAUGGGCACACUGCGGACCUCCAUCUCCGUGGAACGCCAGAUUCACAAACUGCAGGACUGGGCAGGGAGCAGACAGUGAGCAAACGCCAGCAGGGCUGCUGUGAAUUUGUGUAAGGAUUGAGGGACAGUUGCUUUUCAGCAUGGGCCCAGGAAUGCCAAGGAGACAUCUAUGCACGACCUUGGGAAAUGAGUUGAUGUCUCCAGUAAAACACCGGAGAGUAAUUCCUGCCCUGCCCAAUUUUGCAGGGAGCAUGGCUGUGAGGAUGGGGUGAACUCAUGCACAGCCAAGGACUCCAAAAACACAACAGCAUUACUGUUCUUAUUUGCUGCCACACCUGAGCCAGCCUGCUCCUUCCCAGGAGUGGAGGAGGCCUGGGGGCAGGGAGAGGAGUGACUGAGCUUCCCUCCCGUGUGUUGUCCGUCCCUGCCCCAGCAAGACAACUUAGAUCUCCAGGAGAACCGCCAUCCAGCUUUGGUGCAAUGGCUGAGUGCACAAGUGAAUUGUUGCCCUGGGUUUCUUUAACCUAUUCAGCUAGAACUUUGAAGGACAAUUUCUUGCAUUAAUAAAGGUUAAGCCCUGAGGGGUCCCUGAUAACAACCUGGAGACCAGGAUUUUAUGGCUCCCCUCACUGAUGGACAAGGAGGUCUGUGCCAAAGAAGAAUCCAAUAAGCACAUAUUGAGCACUUGCUGUAUAUGCAGUAUUGAGCACUGUAGGCAAGAGGGAAGAAAGAGAAGGAGCCAUCUCCAUCUUGAAGGAACUCAAAGACUCAAGUGGGAACGACUGGGCACUGCCACCACCAGAAAGCUGUUCGACGAGACGGUCGAGCAGGGUGCUGUGGGUGAUAUGGACAGCAGAAGGGGGAGACCAAGGUUCCAGCUCAACCAAUAACUAUUGCACAACCACCUGUCCCUGCCUCAGUUCCCUCUUCUGUAACAUGAAGUCGUUGUGAGGAUUAAAGGCAGUAACAGGUAUAAAAGUACUUAGAAAAGCAAAGGGUGCUAUGUACAUGUGAGGCAUUAUUAUGCAGACGUAACUGGGAUAUGUUUACUAUAAGGAAAAGACACUGAGGUUUAGAAAUAGCUCCGUGGAGCAGAAUCAGUAUUGGGAGCUGGUGGCGGUGUGAAGCACCAGUGUCUGGCACACAGUAGGUGUUCAUUGGCUCCCUUCCACCUGUCAUUCCCACCACCCUGAGGCCCCCACCGCCACACACACAUGAGCAUUUGGAGAGAAGGCCAUGUCUUCAAAGUUUGAUUUGUGAUGAGGCAGAGGAAGAUAUUUCUAAUCAGUCUUGCCCAGAGGAUCACAGUGCUGAGACCCCCCACCACCAGCCGGUACCUGGGAAGGGGGAGAGUGCAGGCCUGCUCAGGGACUGUUCCUGUCUCAGCAACCAAGGGAUUGUUCCUGUCAAUCAAUGGUUUAUUGGAAGGUGGCCCAGUAUGAGCCCUAGAAGAGUGUGAAAAGGAAUGGCAAUGGUGUUCACCAUCGGCAGUGCCAGGGCAGCACUCAUUCACUUGAUAAGUGAAUAUUUAUUAGCUGGUUGGAGAGCUAGAACCUGGAGAACUAGAACCUGGAGGGCUAGAACCUGGAGAGGCUAGAACCUAGAAGGGCUAGAACCUGGAGGGGCUAGAACCUAGAGAAGCUAAAACCCGAGCUAGAAGCUGGAGGACUAGAACCUGGAGGGCUGGAAUCUGGAGAGCUAGAACCUGGAGGGCUAGAAUCUGGAGGGUUAGAACCUGGAGGGCUAGAACCCGGAGAGCUAGAACCUAGAAGGGCUAGAACCUGGAGGGCUGGAAUCUGGAGAGCUAGAACCUGGAGGGCUAGAACCUGGAGGGCUAGAACCUAGAAGGGCUAGAACCUGGAGGGCUACAACCUGGCAGGCUAGAACCUAGAAGGGCUAGAAUCUGGAGAGCCAGAACCUGGAAGGGCUAGAACCUGUAGAGCUAGAACCCAGCAGGCUAGAACCUGGCAAGCUAGAACCUGGAGGGAAUGAACCUGGAGGGCUAGAACCUGGAGAAUGAGAAAAAUUUACAUGGCAAAGAGCCCAUAAAUCCUGACCAAUCCAACUCUGAAUUUUAAAGCAAAAGCGUCAAAAAAAAGAUUCCCUCCUUACCCCCAACCCACUCUUUUUUCCCACCACCCACUCUCCUCUGCCUCAAUAAGUAUCUGGAGAAAGAAAACAGGUGAAAGAAGAAGUAAAAACCAUUUAGUAUUAGUAUUAGAAUGAAGUCAAACUGUGCCACACAUGGUGAAUGAAAAAAAAAAAAGGCUGUGUUUUGUCACACAGGGCAGUCAUUCAGCAGCAGAGCACGUGAUGGUCUGAGACUCUCUUAGGAGCAGAGCUCUGCCGCAACGGCCAUGUGGGGAUCCACACCUGGUCUGAGGAGCAACUGAGUCUGUGGGAGAAGAGCGGCCCUAUGCAUGGUGUAGAUGCCCUGAUAAAGAACAUCUGCCCUGUGAAAGACUCAAUGAGCUGUUAUGUUGUAAACAGGAAGCAUUUCACAUCCAAACGAGAAAAUCAUGUAAACAUGUGUCUUUUCUGUAGAGCAUAAUAAAUGGAUGAGGUUUUUGCA